This is a messenger RNA of Symbiodinium necroappetens, 1371 nucleotides long. NCBI's taxonomy places the organism in Eukaryota, Dinophyceae, Suessiales, Symbiodiniaceae. The record is from the annotation of a GenBank genome assembly.
AUGCCCAGCAAGGAGGUGCUGCCCGACACAAGGAGCUACAACUCUGUGCUCGCUGCGUUGGAUCAUGCAGCCAGCGGGCCUAGCGGGCUGAAGUGCAUGGCGCAGAUGCGUCUCUUACGAAUGCCACCAGAUGCUGCGAGCUACAGCAGUCUUAUGAGUGCCCUGACACGAUCUGGCGAGUGGCAGGCAGCGAUUCAGGUCUUUGCUGAGAUGAGGGUGCAACGAGAUGCGGUGUGCUUCAGCGUUGCCAUGGGUGCCUGCGAGAAGGCCAGCGAAUGGGCCAAGGCCCUGGAGCUCUUCCAGGCGCUGGCCCAGCAACGGCUCCGGCACGAUGCCGUGACCUUCGGCAAUGCCGUGUGUGCAAUGACCAAAGGGGGCCACUGGCUGGGCGCUUUGGAGCUCCUCCAGCGCAUGCGGAGCGAGGCGGUGAAGCUGGACACCGUGGUUUGCAACAGCGCUCUUACAGCUUGUGCGAACCACUCUCGCUGGCAGGAUGCCUUGCACUUGGCAGAAGCCCCAGUUGCAGAAGCAAGUAAUGCCACGAUUCGAUCCCUCGAGAAAGCUGGGGAGCACCGUCGAGCCGUGGAGGUUCUGUUGCACGAGUUUGCAUCAGAGGACGCCGGGAGCACGCGGCCGGUGAACGUCACCCCGGCGCUGAGGGAGGCUCUGGCUGAGCGCCUGGAGCGGGCUUUGACGCCACGCUGGCAGCGGCCAGGCGACUACCGCAGAGCGGAGCCCAGCCCGCAAGGUGCAGCGGAGCCGCCGGAGCCACCGCGUCCCGUGGUGGCAGUGGAGGCAGCGGCCGGCUUCUUCGGGCCGGGGGCGGCCCCGGCCAGCGAGUGGUGCACGAGCCGGGCCCAGGAGGCGCGCGGUGCAGAGGCGUUCGACGCUGUGCUGGAGCACCUCCGCCCUACCACGGAAGCUGCACUUCAAGAGGCUCAAGCUCUGGCACAAAAAUUGCAGGCGGCCGUGCCCGCACACUAUGAGGGCGCCGAGGUGAUGGUCUACGGAUCCGUGACGGGCCGCUUCGCGGCCCGGAAUGCAGAUGCCGACUUUACAGUCCUCCUUCCCUGGGACGAAACGGACUCCGGGGCCUUGCGAGCCUUCCAGCAGCGCGCCGCAACCUCAGCUCUGGGCGAAGCUACGAAGCUUCGAGCAGCACCGCAGAGUGGAGAGAGCCCGGGACCCAACAGAGGGCUCUGCUCCGAGAAGCAGGGACAGGUACUCCUUGUUGCAGAGACGCGCGCCGCGCACGAAGCUCUGAGGCUCCUGGCACGAGGGUGGCACGUCUCGACCGUGGGCCUGGGCGGGCGGGCGCUUGGCUCAGCAGAUGGGAGCCAGGAGGUUCUCUUCAUGUCAGAACAAACAUGA